Messenger RNA from Moesziomyces aphidis, 513 nucleotides. NCBI's taxonomy places the organism in Eukaryota, Fungi, Basidiomycota, Ustilaginomycetes, Ustilaginales, Ustilaginaceae. The record is from the annotation of a GenBank genome assembly.
AUGUUCACAUUGCAUUGUGGGAGACUCUUCUGGCUCGAAAACCUACGUGGAGUUAGCUAUGCGUCGCCCAUUGACGCCAAGCGCAUGCUUGGCAAGUCGUUUGCCUUCAUCUCAACAGGUACAAGUGGUAGCCCCCUGGUCAGCGCCCGCCUUUUGCCCCACAUCACCAUUGCCCACCCCUUUGUGUGCGACAAAUGUUGGCACAUUGGGCACAUGGCAAGCGAGUGCAAGGAAGCGCACGUAGACUUUGGUUCUCAGAGGGGUCGAUGUAAGCUGUGUGCAGAGGAGCACCCUCAAGCCUCCUCUUGCUGCCCUUACAUCUACCAAUACUUUAACCGCUCCACUUACCUCUUGCAUGCUGCUGUGCUCGCCGUGGGCGAAGGCGCGUACGGGCACGACGGCUUUGUCGAGCGGGUCUUUGCCUUAUACCAGCUCAAGCCAACGAGGCACCUGGGGGCAGAUGCUACCUCUUCCACUGCCCACGGCCGGAGCUGGAUCCCUGCCCGUGAAUAG